UGACAAAUAUCAGAACAGAUUGUGAAAUUAAGAGAUAAAUGUACUUUAAUAGAUUAUUUCCAAAAAAAAAUCCAUUUUUUUCAGUAAUAUAUAUAGAGGUUGAUGAGGAAGCCAGUUUGUAAUCAGAGUCUAGUCCAUCAUCUUCUUCUCUUCCCCUUCCAAACUUUUGAGUUUUUCAAAAAAUGUCGAUGACAAUUGUAUUCAAGUAUGCAGAAUGUCCCGAAAAACAAUGGCGUAAAGGAUUCAAACUUGCGGCUUGUUUUCCAGGAGUUGAUGCUCCAUGUUGUGGUAUCAUGCCAAACGUAUUUGCUGUAAGGGGAGAAAAUAUUGAUCAAGACAAAUUACUGCAGAAAUUGAAGAAGAUCUUGAAAUCUGUUGAAAUUCUUGAUCACUCAGAAUACCCUCCACAUUAUUUUUUUUAUCAUAUCUAAUAAUGAUGUUUAUUUUUUUCUUUCUUGUUGGGCAAAUAAUGAUGUUUAAUUAUGUUUUUAUAUUCUAAAAAAAUAAUUGGACUUUGGUGUAAGUCUUAAGAUAUGUAAUUAUAUAUGGUCAAAU
Molecule: messenger RNA, 555 nt
Organism: Arabidopsis lyrata subsp. lyrata
Lineage: Eukaryota; Viridiplantae; Streptophyta; Magnoliopsida; Brassicales; Brassicaceae
Exons: 3
Coding region: 183-431 (82 amino acids)
Source: RefSeq, a predicted model, not a curated record